AUAGUUCAAGUUUCCUAGCGAAUGGCAGCUCGAGAAUUGUGUGUACGAAGUUGCUAAGGUGACAAAAAUUAUAAUAAUAAUCCAUUUUUAUAUAUGGCAGUUGUAGUACAAACUACGUGUGCAAAAGUGCAUUAGCGCCCAUCGUCAUUAUCGUGGUGUAAUUACUGCAAUGGUGUGAAAAGCGAAGACUUCAUCUGCGAUGGCGAUAAUCCAGGUUAUCGCAUAAAAUAGAAACAAUUCAAAAACAGGACCACCAACGAUGGGAUGCGGGGCGUCAAACAACUUUGACUUCAAAUAUGAUGUUUCCCAGCAGUGGGAGAGUGCCCGCAAAACCAUCGACAUUAAGCGACAUCGUAACAAACCAGUCAUUAAGCGGUCAGGAUGGAAAACUGUCCGAAUCUUUGUUUCGUCAACAUUCCGUGAUUUCCACGCAGAGAGAGAAGUUCUGGUUAAGGAGGUAUUUCCUGAUUUGAGGCAAUGGUGUGAAAAGCGAAGACUUCAUCUCGUUGAGUGUGAUCUGCGAUGGGGUGUCCCAAAAGACACAACCUCAGAAGAAACGCUCCGCACAUGCCUUGGUGAAAUUGACAGGUGUUACCAAGACAACAUCAUGCCUUUUUUUCUGAACAUGACAUGUGCUCGUUGUGGUUGGAUACCGAAUGACAGUGAAGUGCCUCAAAGUGUAAAAUCUGAAUACAGGUGGAUCCAUGGAUUAUCCGUAACAGAAAUGGAGAUUAUCCAUGGUGCAUACAGGAAGGAUAAUCCUAAUUCUCUGUUUGCAAUUCGAGACACAAACUUCCUAGACUCACUUCCUAAUCAAUACAAAGAUGACUUCUUAGACUCCAAUCCAGUCGCUGAGCAUAAGCUGAAAGUUCUGAAAGAUGUCCUAUCAAACAGAUUCCAGGCUGACCAUGUGUUUACUUACAACUGCAGCUAUGGUGGAGUCGAUGCUGACACUGGCAAAGUUAGUCUUGAUGGUCUCCAUGGCGAAUUCACAAACAAGAUGUCAAAUCCGAAGCCAUGUCUUAAAGAUUUCUCCCAUGUGGUCUUCAAAUUUUUUCAAGAGAGGAUCGCAGAACAGUAUCCAUUGUUCGAAGGUAAACUAGAUGUGUUCGAGCAAGAGAAGGAGGCUCACGAAUCGUUCAUGAAGAGCAGAUGCACUGUUGUCCUCGGUAGAAAUGAGAUUUUAGAUAAAAUUGCAAACUAUGUGACAGACUUGGGCACUGGCAUGCCAUUGAUCUUAACCGGUGGACCAGGCUCCGGCAAGUCAUCCAUAAUGGCCAAAGCAGCUGAUGUCGCCUCACAUAAGGCCAGUAGUGGAGAAAUUCCAGGAGGAGGUGAUAUUGGUUGGCAUGUCUUCUACCAUUUUGUCGGUGCCAUUCCAGGAUCUACGGAUCAAGAGAUGAUUUUGAAGCGACUCCUUAAGGAAUUGAAGAUUUGUAAUGAUUCCAAUAUGCCCAAGGACUAUGAGGGCGCAGCUCUGCUUGUUGCUGGGGUAUUGUCCAAUCCCAACUCUAAGCCUGUUAUAAUGUUUGUUGAUGCCCUCAAUCAGGUUGAUGAAGAGAAAGGUCAUGGAGCGCUAAGUUGGUUACCACGGGAACUUGCUCCACAAGUUCGCUGCAUCUUCUCAAUGAUAAAUGACACACCACCACAUGUAACGCUGUUAGCACGACCUCACGGACCAUUAGAAGUUCCAGUUACACCGCUAGAUGUACCAUCCAGAAAGGAAAUUGUUUUAGAGAUUUUAAGCAACUAUCACAAGAAACUUGACCUCGAGCAGAUGACCUGUCUUCUAUCUAAGGAAUCGUCAAAGAACCCACUUUGGUUAGCGAUUGCAUGCGAGGAGCUACGUGUCUUUGGUGACUUUAGCCGAGUCACAGAAAAGAUCAAGUCACUUGCAGAUGAUUUACUUGAUUUACUGGGACAAGUGCUUACACGAUUUGAACAAGAGAAUGGUGGAACUCUGAUGAUAGCGACCCUCUGCCUUCUGGAAACUUCUUCACAUGGACUUCUGGAAACAGAACUUUUAUCAGUACUUGGAGGAGAUGUAUCACUACUCACUCCAUCUGAGGAGAACUUUACCAAAUUGAAAAAAGAAGCAGACAGUGAUGAUCAACCAAUUAGAAGCCAGCCACUAUCUGCUGCUAAGUGGGCCGCUGUGUACCGUGCAUUACGUACCUUCCUUAGACCAUUUGGGGACAGCGGUGAGGGCAGGCUUGACUUCUACCAUCGCUCACUCAGUAAGGCUGUGAGGAAAAAAUAUUUUCACGCACAAGAUGGAUCUGAAAGAGAGGAUGUGUAUGCAUUUUGGCAUAUGGUGCUCGCAAACUUUUUUGAGAAUGAGCAGAAUGUUGACCGCAAAGUAGAGGAGUACCCUUACCACCUGGUCAAAGUAAAUGAUACGGAUCGCUUGGCUAAGUGUUUGACUGAAUGGCCUGUCUUUGACCAUUUGUUCAAUGAAUAUUACAGUUCCCAACUUCUGUUAUACUGGCGUAAGGUUGGUGGCUACCAAUGUAUGGAAGGCCACUAUAGGAAAAUUCUGGAAGCAAUUGACAAAGAGACGUUUGGACUUGAAGAAUAUUGUAUACGAUAUGAAAACAUUGCAAAACUUUUGGUACAAGCUGGUGAGUACACUGUAGCCAAGGGUUACAUCGAUAUCGCCCUCAACAUCGAAGAAGAGCAGCUUGGUGGAAGACCAGAACGAUUGGUGGAGCUGUUUGCCCUUUAUGGUGAACUCUAUGAUGAGAUUUCUAAGUUACAUGAAUAUAUUAAUAAAGAAAACAUUAAGGAUUUGAAGCCAUGCAUUGAGUACUUUAGGAAGUCAGUGCAAAUCAGGGAAACGUUAACCGGAGACUAUCACAAGUACAAGAUGGGAAUUUCUCUCAUGUCAUUAUCGUUUACUCUAAACACCUUUUAUGAAUGUGAAGGUGACGACACACUGGAUGCAGACAGCGCCCAAGAAGAGGCAUUGAAACACAUUGAGAAAGCACUGACAAUAUUUGAAGAGCUUGGAGAUCUUGGGAAGGUGGCAGAAGCUACCAUGACAAAAGCUAUUAUGUUUGACCGAGGAUCAGAUGAACAAUUGGAAUGGUACAAAAAAGCGUAUGAACAGUGUGAGCAAGCAUACGGAAGCAACUGCAAGCUGAUGGUCAGGCUGAUAAGCAACAUAGGUAUAUUCUAUGAAGAUAUAGAAGAUUACGAGACUGCCUACGAAUAUUAUGUCAAGUGGUACAAUAAAGCUAUAGAGGUGUUUGGAGAAAAUCACCCUAAAACUGCUACCGCACGAAAUUCUCUGGAUGAACCAGUGUACCUACAGAUAAAAGCAGCUAUUGAAGCUGGCAAUUAAGCACAAAGAGGAGAUAGCAAAAAAAUGCAGACAACACAAAAUUGAACUCUAGGAGUAGUGCCCUCACAUGGUGAUGUCAUAAUCUAUGUUUUUAUCUCAACAUCAAGGACAGAAAAGGGACCUUUCUGCUAAACUCCAUCCCUUGAAUACGGUUACUGGGGCUCCACGGCAGUGUUAUGUUUGCAUUGUUUAUGUUAUGUUUAUGUUAGCAAUCAUUAUAUAAAGCUGCCUUGAAAUGUCUAAAAAUAUGAUAUGUAUUUUCUUCCUAAUUAAAUAAAUUUAAAGCAUUUAACCAUUCCAUUACUACACUGUAUAUUUACAUUCACUAAUAAAAUUUAAUUUUCUCUUUUAUCUGAAUGUUUUUUGACAAAACCAAAAUUUUAUUUAAAUUUUUUUUUUCUGCCCUCCUCUGAUAAAAAAUUCGCAAAACAAUAUACUGUAAUAAAAUCUCACUUAAUGUGUGGCUGUUAUUUCUGGCAUUUUUUUUCAAUUACUAUGUUACUAAUUACUAUAUUACUAUUUUUUUUUCAAUUGCAGUACUAUAUAAUUAUAGAUGUUUGAAAGGCCAAUUUUUCAACCUUUAAUUGCUUUUAUAACGUAACUAUGGAUUUUAGCCCAGCGGUUAAUUUCACAUUCUAGAGUGCAAAGGUGAGUUAUUAUUGGCCAUGAACCCUUGAGCGAUGCAAUGGGGGUGGGGGCCAAUCCUGGGCUGUCCAUUUAUGAUUUACAGAUUUAUGUGCAUGAGUAAUGCAGUAAUUUUUCCUCAUUGCCAAUACAAAAUGUUGUUUGAAUGAGGUAAAAGAAUUUAGGCAUCUCUGCAUUUUUUUUCUUACAACCAGAACAGGGAAAAAUGCAUUAAAGUAGCAUUUAUAGCUGUUGGUUUUACUUCCUCUAAGUCCUAUUUCUUAGAUAUUGUGGCGCACGAUGAUCCUAAAAAUGACAGAUAAGUGUAAACCAUGUUUCUGGGACAUGUGCAUAUUCCUGGCUAUGUGUAAAUUGGUCAGUUGUCUGAGGAAAGUUCAUUCGCUAGGAUGAAUGUAAGCUUACGGGUUCUUAAUCAUAGCAGAAAUAUCCAGCGGCGAAUCUAGGGGUGCGUUGGAAUGCACCCCUCCAACAUAAGGUUCUCCCCACCCCCUCACUCACUCGCUUCCCCACCCUUUUUUAAAAGCAAGGAAGUUACACUAAGUAUUUGAAAAUUACUUUAUUUUGCCAUAAUUGCGCCACUCAAUUUGUCAUCGAGUCUGAUCACUCACAUUCCCCCCUCCCCCACCAAUACCCCUAAAUACGCCACUGAAGGUACCUCUAUGAUUAUAUUACAAAAUAUCCUGUUGGGUAAUUUUAAUCUCUUGUAUUUAUUUUUGUAUAGUUAUAUUCUUUAUUAAAUAUGAAGCGUUUAGGUUGAAACAUUAUUGUAGUGCAAUUUAAUGUACAAAGCAGAUUAAACAUUUGUUAAUCACGAGACUAUCCGUCCAUUUUAAAUAUCAGUGAGACUUGUACAUAGUGUAUAGUCAGUGUAGUAUAACCUCCAUGAUAUAACUCAGUGUUAUUGUAUAAUUUAAUAUUAUAUAGUAUUUCAAAAGUACCAUGUCCCCAAGAUAAUUUUUUUUUUAUUUUCGUAAUUUUUAGGAAAAACAAAUUUCUUAAUGGAAGUUAAUUUUGCAAAUUGCAUAAUCCAAAAUAAUUUUUAUCAUACAAUAUCAUCCAGUGCAAGUAUAUGAAUAUAUUUUCUUAUUUUUGUUAUGUGUUUUAUUAUAUUUAUUCUUAAUACAAAUGUUUUUUAUUUUUUUUUUAUUUACAUCAUUUUAGUAUAUUGGUGUAAUACCAUCCAAUCAAUUGUGUGUACACGUACAUAGACAAUUCAAGUGAUUUGUUCAACCUGUUUGGUAAUGUAUUUAAUAUUCUGUGUACACGUCGUAGCAAAUAGACUGGAUUUUAUCUUAGUCAUCAAUGUACGAUAGCAAAAUAAAUGCAUGACUAGAUCGGA
Molecule: messenger RNA, 5327 nt
Organism: Anneissia japonica
Lineage: Eukaryota; Metazoa; Echinodermata; Crinoidea; Comatulida; Comatulidae
Product: telomerase protein component 1-like
Exons: 26
Coding region: 260-3343 (1027 amino acids)
Cellular component (GO): Cul4-RING E3 ubiquitin ligase complex
Molecular function (GO): protein binding
Source: RefSeq, a predicted model, not a curated record